Molecule: messenger RNA, 207 nt
Organism: Colletotrichum truncatum
Lineage: Eukaryota; Fungi; Ascomycota; Sordariomycetes; Glomerellales; Glomerellaceae
Source: RefSeq, a predicted model, not a curated record
AUGGCACCAAGUUCCAACAGACGCUUCUCAUUCUCAUUCUCUCCUGCUGCCAAAGCUUCAAAGCGUGUGAUGGCUGAGCGCAAUGACAAUCGUCGCUCGUUCGACUCCCAAGCGAGCUCUUCUACCCUUGGAGCCAUGCCGGUCGUCGAGGUUGAGAGCUAUCUGACGGCUCCUGCCGCCCGAUGGACAACUGCGAAUAGAAUCUAA